CGCGUAACCAGCAUGCACGUGGCGGAAGCGAAAUAAGCACUGCUAUGGAGAAAGCAGGAAAAACAAAUAAAAGCGGAAUUUCAAAAAAGCUCCGAUCAAUGAAUGAAGAGAGGCCACAUUUGUGUGCCCAUUGUGUCAGUAAUAACUGAAAGACCGUGAAUUAACAAGACAUCGCCAUGUACAACGAGCGUGUACCGGAAAGAAAAUCCUUCAUGGAACGUCUGAAAAACAACAUUAAAAAAAUGGAUGAACUAGAAGAUCCGAACAGCCAAUACCCAAUGCAACCGGUUCUUGAGAUGCAAAAGUCGAAAGGCACAUCCGACACUAGCGAUGCUGGGAGCCCAGUGGAGGACGGACUGUGUUACUUCAGGUUGCGCCGGAAAACCAAAUCUCCAGUGACGACGAAACCCAGUCUUAAACUGGAAGCUAUUCGCCGAUCAAAAGCUGCUGCUAUUCAAGUAUUGCUAUUCGGUCAUGACGAUAUUAGUUUGAAAGAAAGAAUUAAGCAGGAAUUGUACAGACAACGAAGGCAGAUUCGCUAUGUACACGAACCACGAUUUAUGAACUACAUUGACCCUAAUUCUGCAAUCGCUCGCGCCUACGAGUUGAAUCUAAACAGACAAGAAGUACGUCAGGCCUUGUUACAGGUGCUUGAAAUGGUGGCUGGAGACGACAGUGCAACAAGACCGAGUUAGCAAUGACUAAUCUUCAACGUUGGCUUCUGUGGCAGAACAAAGUUCUCGGGCACACAUGACUGACGCUUGCAGUUGAUACUGAUUGAGUUCGAUAUUUUCACCAAAACAUUUCUGUUGUUUGACAAUACUAAAAGAUUAAUUGUUUGA
Messenger RNA from Dicrocoelium dendriticum, 842 nucleotides. Lineage: Eukaryota; Metazoa; Platyhelminthes; Trematoda; Plagiorchiida; Dicrocoeliidae. The record is from the annotation of a GenBank genome assembly.